GAUGACAUGUUUGUAUGCAUCAUUCUCAACACGGUAAAUGUUUCAUUUGUGACUUUAGCGAUUUUUUUUUCUUGUUAUUUUGAUAAUUUUACGCCGAUUUUUAUUCGAUUGUUUUCAAUUUUUAUUCGUCGGUCACAUAAACAACCCAAAGAAAAUCUAUUGUGAGUUUGUGCGAGUGCAAAACGAAUGAAAUCCAAUUGAAUUGCAGUUAAAUUUUAGUAAUUUUUUUUUCUCUGUUCAUUGUUGAUUGUGACAGAGGAAAGAGCAAUUAUUAUUGUUAUUAUUGUUAUGAGUAUUAAGUAUUUCCAUAUAUACACUGUGUGUGCGGUGUUCAUCAGGGCGUUGCACAAAAAUUCUCUUCUCUUUGCUGGGUUUAAUUUGAUUUUACAUUUGUGCAUCAAUUGUUACACUCCACUGAUACCAUCCGCACACACACACAAACACUAAUUCAAUUGCAAUGUUUGCCAAUGUAUUAAGUGCAUUUUAAUUAAAUUGUUUUAUUUGUUUUUCUCUUGUUUGGUUCUGUUUUAUUUUUUCGGUGGUGAUUUGCUGGUUUGUGCGGUAUGGGGUAAUGCAUCGCAUGCAUCAGAUUAGAGAGUAAAUAUACGAAACAGAUGAGAACACAUUUGGAUCUGCUGAAAGUUGGUCAACCAUUGAAAAUAGCCUCGAUUAUUUUGGUUGGCUCUGAAUCAUUACUAGCAUUGUGUGCUGCGAAGGUGUUGCGGAAAGAUUAGUUAUCGUGCAAUUAUUAUCAGUUUUUUUUUCCUCUUCUUCAAUCGACAAGCAAUUGUUAGCAGUACGUGAAACAUAAAUAUGGCUCGAUCGUUGAACGCAAGCCAACAGAAAAUCUCCGAAAAAUUAGUCAUUUUAAAUGACCGUGGUGUAGGCAUUCUGACACGAAUCUAUAAUAUAAAAAAGGCAUGCGGUGACACAAAAUCGAAGCCGGCCUUUUUGUCGGACAAAUCAUUGGAAUCGGCUAUCAAGUUCAUCAUCAAACGAUUCCCAAACAUAGACGUCAAAGGCUUAGCGGCUAUUGCAAACAUCAAAACGGAAAUUAUCAAAUCGUUAUCACUGUAUUACUACACAUUCGUUGAUUUGCUCGAUUUUAAGGACAAUGUGUGCGAAAUACUCACCACAAUGGACGCCUGCCAAAUCCACUUGGAUCUCACGGUGAACUUUGAAUUGACCAGGAAUUACUUGGACUUGGUCACCACGUAUGUGUCACUCAUGGUGUUGUUGUCACGUGUCGAAGAUCGCAAAGCCGUUUUGGGUCUAUUCAAUGCAGCCUACGAAAUGCAACACAAUCAAAGCGAUCAGAAUUUUCCACGUUUAGGCCAAAUGAUUAUCGACUAUGAUGUGCCGCUGAAAAAACUCUCCGAAGAAUUCAUUCCGCACAGUCGGCUCUUGUCAAGUGCAUUGUUGUCGCUCACACAAAUCUAUCCCAUGCGGAAUUUAUCGGCGGAGAAAUGGCGUGAAUUGCAAAUUUUGAGUUUGGUUGGAAAUCCCGCAAUGCUGUUAAAAGCAUCCAAAACCGAUACCAUGUCAUGCGAAUACGUGUCACUGGAAACAAUGGAUCGCUGGAUCAUAUUUGGCCUGCUAUUAAAUCAUCAACUGUUGGGACAGGCGUCGAAUGCAACACAAAUGUGGAUUUCAGCACUCGAAUCAAGCUGGGUCAUCGCACUGUUUCGCGAUGAAGUCAUUCACAUUCAUCAAUACAUUCAGAAUACGUUCGACGGCAUGAAGGGAUACAGCAAACGUAUUUCAGAGGUCAAAGACUGCUACAAUCAUGCCAUACAAAAGGCCAGCUUCUUGCAUCGCGAACGACGCAAAUUUCUGCGAACAGCUCUAAAGGAGUUGGCUCUCAUUAUGACCGAUCAACCGGGAUUGCUGGGACCCAAAGCGUUGUUGGUGUUCAUUGGCCUUUGUUUUGCACGCGAUGAAAUUCUUUGGCUUCUGAGACACAGCGAAAAUCCGCCGAUUGUGAAGAGCAAAGGAAAGACCACGGAAGAUCUAGUCGAUCGUCAGUUGCCCGAGCUGUUGUUCCACAUGGAAGAGUUACGUGCAUUGGUUCGAAAAUACAGUCAAGUCAUGCAACGCUACUACAUUCAAUAUUUGUGCGGUUUCGAUGCGACCGAUUUGAAUAUUCGCAUUCAACAGCUGCAAGUGUGUCCGGAAGAAGAGAGUGUAUUGUUGUCAUCGUUGUAUAAUACGGCCGCCACAGUCACCGUGAAACAGGUGGAAGAUAAUGAAAUUUUCGAUUUUCGUGCAUUCCGGCUGGAUUGGUUCCGUUUGCAAUCGUUGAUGAGUAUGUCAAAGUCAGCGGUUCGCAUAAUGGAUCACGUUGAAAUGGCACGUCUCAUCGAUUCCAUGGUGUUUCACACAAAAGUUGUUGACAAUCUUGAUGAGAUUCUCGUGGAAACAUCGGAUUUGUCCAUUUUCUGCUUCUACAGCAAAAUGUUCGAGGAUCAAUUUCACAUGUGCUUGGAAUUUCCGGCACAAAAUCGCUACAUAAUUGCAUUCCCAUUGAUUUGUAGUCAUUUCCAAAAUUGUACGCACGAAAUGUGCCCGGAAGAACGGCAUCACAUUCGUGAGCGUUCAUUGUCCGUGGUGAAUAUGUUUUUGGAUGAAAUGGCAAAAGAGGCUAAAAACAUUAUAACAACCAUUUGCGAUGAACAGUGCACCAUGGCCGAUGCAUUGUUGCCGAAACAUUGUGCGAAAAUUCUGUCAGCUGCGGCCAGUCGCAAAAACAAAGGCAAGGGUAAAAAGCAUUUGGAGGACAUUCGCAAGCCGGGAGACGAGAGUUAUCGAAAAACGCGUGAGGAUCUAACAACAAUGGACAAAUUGCAUAUGGCACUCACCGAACUGUGCUACGCCAUCAACUAUUGUCAAACGAUAAAUGUAUGGGAAUACGCAUUUGCGCCUCGUGAAUAUCUGUGUCAGCAUUUGGAAAAUCGCUUCUCACGCGCACUCGUCGGCAUGGUGAUGUAUAAUCAAGACACAAUGGAAAUUGCCAAACCAUCCGAACUGUUGACAUCGGUACGUGCCUACAUGAAUGUACUACAAACGGUGGAGAAUUACGUUCACAUCGAUAUCACACGUGUGUUCAACAAUUGCCUGCUGCAACAAACCCAGCCAAUGGAUACACAUGGAGAAAAAUCGAUUGCAUCUUUAUACAACACCUGGUAUUCGGAUGUUUUAUUGCGUCGCGUUAGCGGCGGCAAUAUUGUUUUCUCCAAAAAUCAGCAAGCAUUUGUUAGCAUCACACCGGAGGGCUGCAUUCCAUUCAAUCCCGAAGAAUUCUCCGAUGUAAAUGAAUUACGUGCAUUGGGUGAAUUAAUUGGCCCGUAUGGCAUUAAAUUGCUCAACGAAACGCUAAUGUGGCACAUCGCAAAUCAGGUUCAAGAGCUCAAACGAAUGGUAAUUCUCAAUAAAGAAGUAUUAAUCACACUGCGAACCAGCUUCGAUAAGCCCGAAGUAAUGAAAGAACAAUUCAAACGCCUGCAACAAGUUGACAACGUACUGCAACGAAUGACAAUCAUCGGCGUCAUUCUGAGUUUCCGCCAUUUGGCACAGGAAGCACUGGUUGAUGUGCUCGACUCGCGUAUCCCAUUUUUGUUGAGUUCAAUUAAGGACUUCCAAGCUCACUUGCCAAUUAAUGAUCCAAUAAAAGUGGUGGCUGAAAUGGCCUCGGCCGCUGGUCUUACGUGCAAAGUCGAUCCAACGCUUGCAAAUGCGUUGCGUUCACAAAAGCCCGACAACGACGAAGGCGAACAUUUGAUUGCCUGUUUACUCAUGGUCUUUGUGGCCGUAUCAAUUCCAAAGUUGGCACGUAACGAGAAUCUAUUUUAUCGUGCAUCGCUUGAGGCUCAUUCAAACAAUACACAUUGCAUGGCAUUGGCCAUCAAUAAUAUAUUCGGUGCAAUGUUCACAAUUUGCAAUCAAAAUGAUAUUGAAGAUCGUAUGAAGGAGUUCCUUGCAUUGGCCAGCUCAUCAUUGCUUCGUUUGGGCCAAGAGUCGGACAAAGAAGCGACCCGAAAUCGUGAAUCAGUCUAUUUGCUACUCGCUCAAAUCGUUGAAGAAUCACCAUUUUUGACAAUGGACCUACUUGAAUCAUGUUUCCCCUACGUAUUGAUACGAAAUGCGUACCAUGCUGUUUAUAAACAAGAGCAAAUUCUAUACAAUUAAAAUUAGUAAUAGUACAGAUUUUUGUGUAGAUGCUAAUCGAAUGAAACAUAAAAUUAAAUUUAUUAUUGUCCAAAACAUCAUUUUCGUACCGCAAAUUGUAGAGUAGAAAAUCCGGCAAAAAAAAGACAGUGAACAACGCGAUAUGGGUAGAGAGAGAGAGAGAAAGAGAGAGAGAGAGAGAGAGAGAAAGGGGUGGAAAGAGUGCAGGCGUGAAACAAAUGUGCGUCUGAAGAAGCACAAAUUAAAUGAAUGAUUAUGGCAUUACAUUUUGCAAAAUUUAGUAAUAGUAUUAAUAAUCAUUAUACUAAAUUAUAGUUAAGAGAGAUGAGCAAAUAUGAAAUAAAUCCAAAUGUGGUGUAAUUAAAAUGCGCAUAUUGACUCCGGAUAUCAAAUUUAAUGCUAAAACACGUUAAUGCUAAUGACACUAUAGCCACAACAUAAAAAUUGAUAUGAAAUCAACGAACAAAAUUUAAGCAUACAGCAAUUGUAAAAGAGAUACGCUGGACCCGCACCGACCAACCUAUCCAUUGGAAACCGCGUGUGCGUUUCGGAUGCGACCAACACAAAUUUUAUGUUAACUUUUCAAUAUUUAUUCAGAAGUUUAUAUUUUAUAUGCGCAUUGAGAGAGAUAUACAAAAUUAAUGUGUGUGCAUUGCCGCACAAAUAAUGACAACGAAAAGGGUGAAGAGUGGGCAAUGAGAGUCGGCACAUAGCGACAGUGAAAUAAAGAAUUGCAUUCAGCUAGUUACAAAAGUAAAUUGUUCAUAACAUUUGACCGCCAAUGUGAAUUUACACUCAAACAAAACUGUUAAUGUCAAUCGAAAUUAAUUGCGCAAAAGAAAAAAAAAACACAAACGGUUUUAUAUCCUAAUCAUGGCCAGCAGCUGGGUGCAAUGUGGAUAUGAAAAAUGCGCACACAAAUCAAUGCGGAUUUGGCUUGUUGCAACAAAAUGCGAACCCACGAAAAAAAAAAGAAAAGAGAGAAACGAUUAAACACCAUCAAUUAAAUGAAUCUCGGUUUUGAGUGUCAUUUGGUGAUAUUCACAUUCGUUCAACACAAAUCGUUAGACGCUUCAAUAUUAUUAAAUAGUCACAAAUAGACAUGCCGACACCGCACCACACCAAAUACAAAUCCAUGCAUGCAAUUAGUUAAAUUUGUCUUGUUUAUUCAAUUUUUUUUCUCGGUCUGUUCGUAAUUUAAGUGAAUCUACGUGAGAGAUUCCAUGUAACUGUACGGCUAUAAUGGUUGAGUCUAAUCAAAUUGUAUUUGAGAUUUUUUUUUCAUUUUUCACUGAAUAUUUAUUCAAAUGAACGAAAGGUAAAUAAAAACCAAGGAAAUUUCAUUAUAUAUAUAUACAUAAA
Messenger RNA from Sitodiplosis mosellana (orange wheat blossom midge), 5547 nucleotides. RefSeq names its product membrane-associated protein Hem (gene Hem). Gene Ontology annotation, biological process: neuron projection morphogenesis; cell migration; cell projection assembly. NCBI's taxonomy places the organism in Eukaryota, Metazoa, Arthropoda, Insecta, Diptera, Cecidomyiidae. Bases 814 to 4185 code for a protein of 1123 amino acids. The record is from RefSeq and is a predicted model, not a curated record. The transcript is spliced from 3 exons. Gene Ontology annotation, cellular component: SCAR complex.